AUGUCUGCCAUAACGUAUAUUACAAGAAAUAAUCAAAAAGUUCCUAGAAUAUUCCUAAUGCAUUUGAAAUACUUUGUCUAUCACAGUUUCGUGUAAUGACACCUAUUUUAAUAAGUAAAACAAUAAAAUUUUUCCAUUUCUGCUACUUCCUGUAUUCUCUGUUUAUUACUAUUAAUACUUAAAGUCGAUCCACAUUAAAUAUAUUGAUAAUGUUCUAAACUUUUUAAAUUGGAUAAACUAAUGGUAUAGGGAAUUAAUUAAUUCAUAGUUAAAAGCUUGAAAUUAAAAAUUUUUAUUUUUAUUAUUAAAUUUUUAAUUUUCAAUGACUAUAUUAACUUAGAUACAUUACAUAAAGAAAUAUUAAUUAUUUAUUACUGUAUAUUUUUGUUAUUAACUUAUUAUUUCUUCAUAUGUAAAAAAAGUUUGUUAGGUAUUUACUAGAUAACAUUUCUAAUCCUGUUCUCGCAACAUGUAAUGUAUAGAAAAUAGCAGCAAUUGUAGAAAAACUUACGACAUGUGCGCAUUGUUUUAAAUUAACUCUACAUUUUCACGCGUGAAUUUGUAUUAUAUAUAUUAUAUACAUUAUCUACUAAAGGUAAAAUUUAUCUAUAAUAUUUAUCUAUAUAUAUUUUAUGUAUUUUUUAAUACAAUAUAAAGAGAAAUAUCAGUUAAUAUCAUUCGUUAAAUCAAUAACUUUUUAUAUUUUUAUAUAUUUUAAUGUUAUAUUGAAAAUAAAUAAAUAUAUUUUAAAAUAUUACCUAAAACUUUACCUUAAAUUUUAAAUUAAUGUAGCAUUCAUAUAAAAUGCAUACAUAUAGUAUGUACAACACAAGACUAUAGUAACUGCUUUAUGUAAAAGUUAACCUAUAUUUUUUAUGGGGAAUUGUUCAAAAUAAUAUAAAUAAUGUUAUAUUAUUUUAAAAAUUAAUAUUAGUAUUUUACAAUUAUGAAUAUGAACAAUGUUUGAAUAUUAAAUCUAUUUUUAAAAAAUUUUUGCCUAUACCACACGUGUUUUGCUUCUUGUUUAUUUAAUUUACAAAUAUAUAUAUUUAUUUUUCGAAUAUUCUUACAUAAUUAUAUAUUUGAAUUUUACAUAAAUUUUCUAAAAUAUAUUAUUUAUUCAUAUUAUCAAAAAAUAUCAUAAAAGGUUAUGCUUAAAAAAAUUUCCAUGGGUAAUUUGUGUAGUCUUUUGUAAAAAUUUCAUUUUUUGUUGCAUGUUUUAUUAUUAAAUUAUUUGACAGCUUUUUUUGUUACAAAACAUGAUUUUUUUUUAUAUUUCUAUGUAACAAUCAAGAUUAAAUUAUAUUACAAUAUAAAUAAGAAAAAUGGAUUUGGAUAAGGAAAAACAAUUUGGUAAAGGAAGAGGAUCUAUUCUUUUGAAAUUCCUAAAAGAAAAAGAAAAAUUUGAAAGUGAAGCUAAAUCGCAAAGUAUAUUAGGUUAUUGUAGCAGCACCAAAGAAUCAGAACAACAAAAUCAAGUGCAAUAUGAUGUUCCUACUUUAACUGAAAUUCCAUCUAGUUCUACAGCAGGAUAUGGAAGAGCUAGUUUAUUAAGCAAAGUAAAAGCAAUGCAUUUUGCUGAAGCACCAAGUAUUAAGCCAGUACAAAUAGAAAGUCAAGGUAGAGGAUCAUUGAUUAGCAGAUUUAAAACCACUAGCUCAGCUGAACAACCAAGUGCCUUACAACCUUCUGUUGAUGCAGGAGUAUUAGGUACAUUAUCUGAGAUUACAAUACAAGAAGAUACAAGUUCUUCUGAAUUAUCUCAUCCAACAAAACCAAAACUUCGACAAGGAACUAAUGGAAGUUCGAUAAAAUUAAGUGGUAAUUACAUAAAUCUCAAAUUAAGUCCUGGGAAAGGAUUGUUUAAUUAUGAAGUUAAGUUUAAUCCAGAUAUUGAUUCAAGGCCAUUUCGUAGAAAACUUCUUAAUCAGCAUUUAGAAACAUUUGGUCGAACAAGAGUAUUUGAUGGAGUAACACUAUAUUUACCACAAAAGUUACAGAAGGACAUAACUACACUUGAAUCUAUUCACUCUAUGGAUCAGUCAAAAGUGGUAUUAAAAAUAAUAUAUAAAAAACAACAAACUAUGUCUGAGAAUAUUCCAUUUUUCAAUAUUCUACUUGGUCGUGUUUUGCGAGCUCUCAGUUUAGUUCGUAUUGGCCAAAAUAAUUUUAAUCCAAAGGGAAUACAAGCUGUACCACAACACAAGUUAGAAGUGUGGCCAGGCUAUGUAACAGCAAUUAGUGAAUACGAAGGGGGCUUAAAGUUAUGCAUAGAUACACGACAUCGUAUUAUGCGUACUGAAACGAUACGUGAUAUAAUGGUCAAGUUUGGAGGAAAACCAAAUUUUAAAGAUAGUAUUCUGAAGGAAUUAAUUGGACUAUCUGUUUUUACAAGAUAUAAUAAUAAAACUUAUCGUGUUGAUGAUAUUGCAUGGGAUAAAGAUCCAACAUAUGAAUUUGAGAAAGGAACUGACAAAAUUUCUAUACUAGAUUAUUAUAAAUAUCAUUGGAACUUAGAGAUAAAAGAUAUGAAUCAACCACUUUUAGUUCAUUGUGACAAAUUUAAAUCAUCUGCUGGUGAAACACAAGAAAAAAUUAUAUUAUUAGUUCCUGAAUUAUGUUACUUAGCAAGUUUGAGCGAAAGCGUCCGUUCAGAUUUUAGAAUAAUGAAGGAUCUCAUGACAUUGACUCAAAUGACUCCAAAUGCCCGACGUGAUGUAAUUAAACAUUUUAUAGCAGAAGUACAAAAUAAUGAUGUACCACGAGAAAUAUUAGCUGAGUGGGGUUUGCAACUAGAAUCUGAUGUAGCGGAAUUUACGGGCAGAAUUUUUGAACCUGAAUGUAUUACCUUUGGCAAUAAUGCAAGAUUUAUACCUGAACGUGCUGCAGAUUGGAGUUCUGUAGUAGCUAGGAAUGCUCCUUUAAGAAUUGUAUGUCUGUUAAAGAACCACAUUUGGUUUGCUUAAAAGACGAUAGAAUUGAAACAUAUGUGCAAGCAUUAAGAAAAAACAUUCAGCAAACAGUUAACCUAAUGGUCAUUGUAUUUCCUACAAAUAGAAUUGAUAGAUAUUCUGCAAUAAAAAGAGUAUGUUGUGUAGAAAUACCUGUACCUUCUCAAGUAAUUAUGUCUAGAACUAUUUCUCGUGGUGACAGAUUAAAAAGCAUAACGGAAAAAAUUGCUUUACAAAUUAAUUGUAAGCUGGGUGGAGCACUUUGGGCACUGAAUAUACCUAUGGACAAUUGCAUGAUAUGUGGUAUAGAUGUAUAUCAUGCAGGUUCUGGCCAGUCAAUGAAAGGAAGUGUUGCAGGCUUUGUAGCAAGCCUAGAUAGGGCAUUGACUACUUGGCACAAUAAAGUUUGUAUACAAGGUAAACGCCAAGAAAUAGUAGAUAUGUUGCAAAUGUGCUUAAUUUCAGCCAUAAGAGCCUAUUAUAAGCAUAAUAAACGUUACCCAGAUCGUAUUAUUAUAUAUCGAGAUGGAGUUGGCGAUGGACAAUUAGAAGUCAUUCUCAAAUAUGAGAUAAAACAACUAUUAGUAACAUUUAAAACUGUACAAGAAAAUUAUGAACCAACAUUGACCGUAAUAAUAGUUCAAAAACGCAUUAAUACCCGGAUAUUUGAGAGAUCUGGUAUGGGAGUAAAGAAUCCUCCUCCAGGAACAAUUGUAGAUUCCUGUAUAACAAAAUCAGAUAUUUAUGAUUUCUUCUUAGUUUCUCAGAAUAUACGUCAAGGUACAGUAUCACCAACUCGUUAUAUCGUUAUAUAUGAUAAUAAAAAUAUGAAACCUGAACACAUACAGCGAUUGACAUACAAGCUAUGUCAUUUGUACUACAAUUGGCCAGGCACUAUAAAAAUUCCAGCUCCUUGUCAAUAUGCACACAAACUUGUUUCUCUUGUUGGUCAAAAUAUACAGCUAGAACCACAUCAAUCGCUUGCUGAUACAUUAUAUUACUUGUAAGUUAUUUUUAUCUGUGACUGAUUUACUUUCCUAAACAAUUGUUGAUUAAAGCUGUGUAUCAUACAACUCAUUAUAAAUCAUAGAUAAUUCUAAGACAAAACAAAUAGGCAUUUAUUAGAUUAAUUUGAUACAAAGAAUCAAUAUAUUCAUACUCACAACUGACUGAAAUAUAAAUUUGAAAAGUAUUAUGAUGAAAGAUAAAGCUAUUUUUUUUUUAAUGUGAUAUUAAGUCGGUUUAUUUAGUCUAUAUUAAUAAUAUAGUAUAUAUAUAUAUAUAUUUAAUAUAUAAAAAUAAUAUAGUAUUAACAAAUAUAUAUAAUAGUACUUAAUAAAUUUUUUAAUAAUAUAACUCAUAUAUUAUAUUUUUUCACGUUGUUCGGCGAUAGUAAUUUUUGAAACGUUGAAAAUAUUUGAAUAAGUAUACUUUAUAUAAUAUAAUUAUAUGAUAUCGAUGUAUAUUUUAUAUCAUUGCCAUAUAUAUUUUUCAAUCAUUAUGUAUAAAAUUAAGAUAUCUUUUAACAAAAUAA
Molecule: messenger RNA, 4485 nt
Organism: Heterotrigona itama
Lineage: Eukaryota; Metazoa; Arthropoda; Insecta; Hymenoptera; Apidae
Source: the annotation of a GenBank genome assembly